Hemicordylus capensis (graceful crag lizard) is the source of this 2339-nucleotide messenger RNA. RefSeq names its product class I histocompatibility antigen, F10 alpha chain-like. Gene Ontology annotation, biological process: immune response. The transcript has 8 exons. The record is from RefSeq and is a predicted model, not a curated record. The coding region runs from base 365 to 1399 and encodes 344 amino acids. Lineage: Eukaryota; Metazoa; Chordata; Lepidosauria; Squamata; Cordylidae. Gene Ontology annotation, cellular component: external side of plasma membrane.
AAUUUGCAUCCAGGCUGGGUAGGGAGAGGAAUAAACUACUCGCUUGACAGACAGGGGGUGGGAUUUGUUACCCACCUGCCCCCAUUCAGAGCAGAGCUGGAAGGAACGCUGAGCGUCCUCUCCUCCCGCCCCACAUUUGGCGUUUGAGGGAAAACCUGCUGGAAGGAUUCCCAUCGCCAAAUAUAGCAGAGUCUGUGCGCAUGUGCGGGUUGAUUAAUCUGAGUGAAGAAAGGGGGUGAGCGGAUUCAGACAGGGUUGAACUCCGAGCUUGGCUUCUGUUGCAAGGCAUGGAUGGUCUUGCAGGCAACAUCACACGCCACCUCUUUGCUGUAGCUCCCACCAUCUGGCUUUUAAGUGGAUCGUGAUGUUACGAGAGUGCAGUGAGAGACUCGGGCUGGCCCAGAUGUCUCUGCAUUGGUGGAUCCUCUUGGGGGCAGCUGUGCUCCCCCUAGUGGGCUGUGCUGGUUCUUCCUCCCACUCCCUGAGCUAUUUCUACAUAGCAGUUGGGGAGCCUGGGCUGGGGCUUUCCCAGUUCUUCAUUAUGGAGUCUGUGGAUGACCAGGUCAUGACUCAUUAUGACAGGAACACCAGGAGGUACCUGCCUCGAGUGCCGUGGCUGAAGCAAUUGGAGGAUGACGACUACUGGGAGUCGGAGACCCUGGUAUCGCAGAAUGCGGAGCAGGACUUCAGAGUGAACCUGGUGAUCCUGCAGAACCGCUACAACCAGAGCGAGGGGGUUCACACCCUGCAGUGGACAUACGGCUGCAAAUUGGGUGAAGAUGGACGGAAAGGAGGGCAUAUGCAGUACGCCUACAAUGGGAGGGACUUCAUCAGCUUGGACAUGGUGACCCUCACUUGGACGGCAGCCAACGUCGAGGCGCAGGUGACAAAAAGGAAGUUGGAGGCUGAGCCGAGCUAUCCUCGGUACCUGAAGAAUUACCUGGAGAAGGACUGCAUUGAGAGGCUGCAGAAAUACCAGGAUUACAGGAAGGGAGCGGUGCGGAGGCAAGAGUCCCCGACGGUGAAAGUAGCACGCAAGACAGGCUACGGUGUGCUGGAGACCCUCAUCUGCCAGGCCUAUGGUUUCUACCCCAAGGAGAUCGAUGCCUCCUGGAGGAAGGAUGGAGAGAUCUGGGAGCACGAGACCCUCCGUGGGGGAGUCACUCCCAACUCAGAUGGGACCUACCACACCUGGCUUAGCAUUGAGAUCAACUCCUGGGAGAGGGAACACUACCGGUGCCACAUCGAGCAUGAUGGACUGCCAGAUCCUCUGGAUUUGGCCUGGGAGGAGCCUGCUGUGAUACACUGGGUGGCCCUGAUGGCUGUGCUUGCCGUGCUGCUGGUGGUUAGUGCCUUGCUGCUGGUGAUCAUUCUCUACAUCCGGAAACUGAAAAGAUGACUACAAAGAAACAGCAAGUGAGCGACAGCAAGCAUUUGAGUGCUGGAUGCAUUGACAGAGCACGCACUACAUUGCUGUCACUCAGCCUGAGCGGGGAUGUGGUGUGGCUGGCGGAGCCCAAUACAAGUGAUUUUUUAAUUCUCCUUUUCCUUCUUAUGUGUGUCCCUGUUUCCUGACAAGGAAAGAGAGUAUGUCUGUGGCAGAAAUGAUACUGUGCUUGAUCUUUGGGGGUCUGCAUUUCUCCCAGGGUGGAGAUUACAAUAUCUGACCCUGCAAAAGCCCAGAACUGCUCUCUGUGACUCAUGUUUCUUGUUCUGACAUUAACAUACAGAGAUUUUAUGUGACAUCGUGACCCAUGGCUUCGUUUUGUGUAGGUGACCUCGAUGAAUGAUUUGAGUCUGUUAUCCAUUUGGUGUCUGAGAAGUCAGAAGAGUGAAUUCUCCAACAUCCUUAAGAGCUCCUGCCAGACUUCAGCAGUGUUUGUUACACACUACCCAGUCCUGCCUCUCACUCAGCACUGGCUCAGUUCUACAUGUCGCCUGCAUUGCACUGGAUUGACAUUAUCUGAAGCACCCACCUCUCCAUUCCUACUCAGCCAAUCUGCAUUUAGUGUAAUACAUGUGACUUCUUAUAAGCAUGUUUUGCCUAGAAUAGGCCUAAUCUAACCGUAGCCUACCGUUUGUCAAAAUCCAGCAUGCCAUAGUAGUUAGAGUGUCAGACGAAGACUGAGGAGACCCAGAUUCAAAUCCCAUGAAACUCUCACUGGAUGACUUUGGGCCAGUCACUCACCUUGCGGCUUAACCUACCUCACAGGGUUGUUGUGCUCCUGAAAGGAAGGACAGAAUAUACAUCAGGGCCUGACAAAUCCCAGGCAACAGAAAGCCAUGGCACUUUGAGGAGGAGAUUAGUUAUUUAAUAAAAUAUUUAUUUGUCUCCAGCA